GUUGAUAAUGUCAGUCAAUGAUAUCUUAUUUAAAAACUUUAACAAGGUCAAAAGAGAUCUAAAGUCUCCAUCUGCAAAUACAAAACCCAAACUGAAGAACUCAAACAAGUGGAACACUUCUUUCAUGAAAUCGUUCCAAAAGGCAGGAGGGAAGAAGUACAAUAGCCCCACUUAUCCGUUCACAAAUAUUGGUUUGAAAUAGCCAAGCAAACGUUCCAAACUCUCGCUCAAAGAUCCCUGAUAUUUCUUCGAUUUCUUCUAUGGUUCAUUUGAAGAAUAGCCAGAACCCUUACUGUAGAAGGUGCAAAUAAGUUCAAGCAAGGCUUCACGCUCUCUAAGCUUACAAAUAAUAUCAUUAAAAGAAGAAUAAUUUUUAAAGACCCUAAAUACUGAGUCUGCAAACGGAAUAGUGAAGUUCCUCGAGAUAGAUGGGGUAUGAGGGAGAAGUCCAAAGGCAACAGAUCGUAUAACUAUAACUCUCCCGCCUUAUUUGACCCACAAAUAAUCAGUAGCUCAAGAAGGACAAACGAUAAUAGUUAUAACCAUUCAAAUAAAAACUCUUUUUAUUCUGGCAAUGUUGGGACAACUUUUGAGGCUAGACAAAUCCCAGACAAGAUUCCUUUAGUAAACAAGAAAGAGAUAGAGAAAGAGAAGAAUUUCAGCAGUUUUGAUAACACGAGACCAACCCACAGAAGAAUAAAGUCUAAUAUGGAAAUUGGCCGUAUCCAGAACCUGUAUGAAAUGUAUCUGAAGACUACCAAGAGAGACAAGGUAUUUCAUACCAAAGAAGAUGAAGCAAAGUACAUCAACGAUGUAUCAUCUGAAGAAGAGACUCAAAAGAAAGCUCCCUCGGCUCCCAAAGCAGAAACUCUGUUCAUCAAAUGUGAAAAGAGCAAAGGUGGGGAAUACCCUGCAUCAUUACUAUUCAUGGACUUUAAUAGACGUGAGAUCAUAGAAAACUUCAUCAAAAAUGAUGGCUCAGUAAUAGAGGAUGCUGACCAGAAGAAACAGAUGUCAAAAAGAAUCUUCCAGAAAUUCAAAUCAAAAUAUGGCCUCUCGAAGGUACAAAAUCAAGAUGCCAAGACUAUAUCCAAUAAUACAAAGAUCAAGAUGAUGCUUCAAGAGAAAAUUGAUUUUUAAUAGGAUCAAGUGUUGUUCAAUUAU
Messenger RNA from Moneuplotes crassus, 1164 nucleotides. NCBI's taxonomy places the organism in Eukaryota, Ciliophora, Spirotrichea, Euplotida, Euplotidae. The record is from the annotation of a GenBank genome assembly.